AUAUGUUUGUAGUUCCUUCCUCCAAGAAAGUAUCAAGCCCUAAAUUAAGAGAGAGCUUCUGAAAGCCAUGGCGAUCCACAAUGAGAAGAUGACUUACUCUUUCGAGAUAGACAACUUCUCCCAAAGGAAUACUGUAUUUGCGACUCCUAUAUUCUCAACCGGAUCCUGCAACUGGUAUGUUUACGUAUAUCCCAAGGGAGAUGAAUUUAGUAAAAACAUGUGUCUGUGGCUAACAGUUCCAGAUCCUUUCUUACGGCCUUUGUAUUGGUCGAGAGAGACAUUCUUUCGCUUCGUCGUUGUCAACCCAUCCAACGUUAACAGCUCGCGAAGUUUCAUUAAUACUGGCCACGUCUUUAACAAGGGACUGCCAACCUGUGGUUUUAGAACGGACUUGAGUCUUUCCGAACUUCAAGAGGGAAAAUUUCUUGUGAACGACAAACUCAAAAUUGAAGUCUACAUAGGUACUAUCUAUGCUCAUGGUGGACUAGAUCCCGAUGUGUUACCCGAAAAGAAGAAGGAGACCGUGUGUGUCAAUGGCUUCCAAGUUCUUGAUUCGCAAGUAAAAUCAGCAAAGUGGAUUUUUGAGACUUACCCGGAAACAGCAUUGUAUAUUCAACCACAAGAUCCACAGCUUAAGACAGCCUACAUGAACAUUCUCCUCAGAAUCUACGAGACACUUUAUAACAGUCCUCUUGAGAAGCUCACGGAAAAUGAGCUAAGUAACGUUUCCAAGGGUUUGCUUGAUCUGACACAAGCUGGUUUUAAGCUCGAAUGGUUGAGGGAAAAGCUUGAGAAGGUUUCCGUGGAGAGGAAGAAACUAUCUGGUUAUGAAGCCCAGGCUCUAGAACUUGGAAAACAGUUGAAGAAUCUUGAGCUGAUGAUGUGUAAUCUCAAAGCUGAGAUCAAGUUGAAAGCGGAGAGCUAAUUAUACUAUGAUCUUUAGUUGGGUUUAAUAGUUCUUAGUAUAUCUUAUGAUUUAUUAUUUAUUGUUUUCCUGGUUUUUAUUUAAGAUCAAUCAUAGAUCUCAGGCUGUCCCUUUCAUUGGACAUUAAUAAAUGUCAUGGAAUACUAAAUUCCAAUUGUUUUA
Molecule: messenger RNA, 1087 nt
Organism: Raphanus sativus (radish)
Lineage: Eukaryota; Viridiplantae; Streptophyta; Magnoliopsida; Brassicales; Brassicaceae
Product: MATH domain and coiled-coil domain-containing protein At2g42465-like
Exons: 3
Coding region: 68-925 (285 amino acids)
Molecular function (GO): protein binding
Source: RefSeq, a predicted model, not a curated record